Carya illinoinensis is the source of this 2466-nucleotide messenger RNA. RefSeq lists its product as uncharacterized. Gene Ontology annotation, biological process: regulation of photosynthesis, light reaction. NCBI's taxonomy places the organism in Eukaryota, Viridiplantae, Streptophyta, Magnoliopsida, Fagales, Juglandaceae. The coding region runs from base 59 to 2425 and encodes 788 amino acids. The record is from RefSeq and is a predicted model, not a curated record. The transcript has 10 exons.
GCACCCACGAGGGGAAGUCUGUAACGGCUACCACACAUUUUCAACCGAAAUUACCAAAAUGGCCUCAAUUCUCGAAUUGAUUGGCCAGCAUCGCCGCACCACACCACCACCUACAGAGCUUGUGGUCGCCAUUAACGGUCUGAGUUGCCCUCGGCCUCAGUUUCUGCCACUCACCCACUUACAGACACAAACCCACAACCACACCCACGCCCACACCCACACUCACUCUGUGUCUCCCUCCAUGAUCACCUGCAAAUUUUCAGGCUCCAACCUUAGAGCUCAUGCUCUCCAAGUUACGUCGAAAGCAAGCCCCGGGUUUCCGAGCCUUUUUGAAUUUCAACUUCACCCUUCCCAGCGCUGCAGAAAGUGGGUAGCUAUAUCUUCCACGUUUGGCAGAACCCAAUGGACCCACUCCCGGAAGAACCUUCUGCAUACUAGUAAUACCCAUACCGAGGGUGUAGAAGAUGAGAAUGAACAGAGAAAGGUACAUUGCGAGGUGGAAGUGAUAUCUUGGAGGGAACGGAGAAUCAAGGCCUACAUUUCUGUUAAUGCCGACAUCGAAUCGGUCUGGAAUGCUCUUACCGAUUACGAGCGCCUCGCCGAUUUCAUCCCCAAUCUUGUUUGCAGCGGGAGAAUACCUUGCCCACAUCCCGGCCGGAUAUGGUUGGAGCAAAGAGGCUUGCAAAGGGCACUAUAUUGGCACAUUGAAGCACGUGUUGUCUUGGAUCUUCAAGAAUUCCCCAAUGCUAAUGACCGUGAACUCCACUUUUCCAUGGUUGAUGGAGAUUUCAAGAAGUUUGAAGGCAAAUGGUCAUUAAAAUCUGGACUGAGUUCAUCAUCAACAACUUUAUCUUAUGAAGUUAAUGUGAUACCAAGAUUCAGUUUUCCUGCCAUUUUCUUGGAGCGAAUCAUCAGAUCAGAUCUGCCUGUAAAUCUUCAAGCAUUGGCUUGUAGAGCUGAAAGGAACGUUGAAGGGAUGAAGAAUGUCACACUCAGUGGGAAUGCCUCUGCACAAACAUCUAUGUGUGUUGUUAGUUCAAUCCACAAGAACUCGGAUGGUACAUUGUGUGAAAUGGAUAAAUUGUCACUUGGAGAGUUUAAAGAGAGAUUUGCUGGCUCUAAUGUUGGUCCCUUGCCUCCAACUUCUAGUGAACCGAACAGUAACUGGGGUGUCUUUGGAAAAGUUUGCAGACUUGAUAGACCUUGCUUGGUGGAUGAAGUUCAUCUUCGUAGAUUUGACGGUCUAUUGGAAAAUGGAGGCGUUCAUCGUUGUGUUGUUGCUAGCAUCACAGUAAAAGCUUCUGUUCAUGAAGUAUGGAGCAUUUUAACUGCUUAUGAAAGUCUUCCCGAAAUAGUUCCCAAUUUAGCAAUCAGCAAGAUAUUGUCACGAGAAAACAACAAGGUCCGCAUUCUUCAGGAAGGAUGUAAGGGUCUACUUUAUAUGGUACUUCAUGCACGUGUUGUGCUAGACCUGUGCGAACAUCUUGAACAUGAAAUUAGUUUUGAACAAGUUGAAGGGGACUUCGACUCAUUCCAAGGUAAAUGGCUUUUUGAGCAACUAGGAAAUCAUCACACGUUGUUGAAGUACACUGUGGAGUCAAAAAUGCGCAAGGAUACCUUUCUUUCUGAAGCUAUCAUGGAGGAGGUUAUAUAUGAAGAUCUUCCAUCAAACUUGUGUGCAAUUCGAGACUAUGUUGAAAGAAGGGAAAUGACUCACUCGCCUGAAGCCUGUGACCAAACUAGAUAUUCCGAGGACCAAAUUGCUUCACCUAGCAUUGAUAUGGUUCAUGAUUUUAGUGAUAUAAUGACCAAGCAGGUCUCUGAUUUGAUUGUUCAAAGUUCAUGUCAGAGGCCUAGGGUCCCAGGCCUGCAAAGAGACGUUGAAGUUCUUAAAGCUGAGCUCCUCAAAUUUAUUUCAGAACAUGGGCAGGAAGGAUUUAUGCCCAUGAGAAAGCAACUUCGUUUGCAUGGAAGAGUAGAUAUUGAGAAGGCAAUCACACGUAUGGGUGGAUUUAGAAGAAUCGCCUCGCUAAUGAAUCUCACUCUUGCAUACAAACACCGCAAACCAAAGGGAUACUGGGACAAGCUUGAAAAUUUGCAGGAAGAGAUAAAUCGAUUUCAACGCAGCUGGGGUAUGGACCCAUCGUUUAUGCCCAGUAGAAAAACAUUUGAGCGUGCAGGUCGUUAUGAUAUUGCUCGUGCAUUGGAAAAAUGGGGGGGACUUCAUGAAGUUUCACGUCUUCUCUCGCUCAAGGUGAGGCACCCCAAUAGACGGGGGAACCCUACCAAAGAUAAGAAAAUUGACCAUGUAACAUCAACUGAUGUAGAGAGUGAAAAUAAGACUCGAUCUAAACCUCAUAUUUCUCAAGAUACACAGAAGUGGCUCACGAAGCUAAAACAGCUUGACAUCAAUUGGGUUGAAUGAGAACGUAAUUAUUCAUAUAUCUAUAUUUUUCAGAGAUGUUA